This is a messenger RNA of Octodon degus (degu), 4868 nucleotides long. It is a transcript of the gene Map3k9, whose product is annotated as mitogen-activated protein kinase kinase kinase 9. The coding region runs from base 15 to 3239 and encodes 1074 amino acids. Gene Ontology annotation, biological process: protein phosphorylation. Gene Ontology annotation, molecular function: ATP binding; JUN kinase kinase kinase activity; protein binding. NCBI's taxonomy places the organism in Eukaryota, Metazoa, Chordata, Mammalia, Rodentia, Octodontidae. The record is from RefSeq and is a predicted model, not a curated record. The transcript is spliced from 11 exons.
GGACCGGCCGCUCCAUGGAGCCCUCCAGAGCGCUUCUCGGCGGCCUGGCCGCCGCCCCGCCGGGGGAAGCCGGCUCGGGGGCCGCGGCCGAGGACGAGGAAGAGGAGGAGGAGGCGGCUGCGGCCCCCGGGGAGCUGGGCUGCGCGGCGCCGCUGCCCUACUGGACUGCCGUGUUCGAGUACGAGGCGGCGGGCGAGGACGAGCUGACCCUGCGCCUGGGCGACGUAGUGGAGGUGCUGUCCAAGGACUCGCAGGUGUCCGGCGACGAGGGCUGGUGGACCGGGCAGCUCAACCAGCGGGUGGGCAUCUUCCCCAGCAACUAUGUGACCCCGCGCAGCGCCUUCUCCAGCCGCUGCCAGCCGGGCGCCGAGGACCCCAGUCGCUACCCGCCCAUCCAGUUGUUAGAAAUUGAUUUUGCGGAGCUAACCCUGGAGGAGAUUAUUGGCAUUGGGGGCUUCGGAAAGGUCUACCGUGCUUUCUGGGUAGGGGAUGAGGUUGCGGUGAAAGCAGCGCGCUAUGACCCUGACGAGGACAUCAGCCAGACCAUCGAGAAUGUUCGCCAAGAAGCCAAACUCUUUGCCAUGUUGAAGCACCCCAACAUCAUUGCCCUUAGAGGCGUUUGUCUGAAGGAACCCAACCUCUGCUUGGUCAUGGAGUUUGCCCGUGGAGGGCCUUUGAAUAGAGUGUUAUCUGGGAAAAGGAUCCCUCCAGACAUUCUGGUGAACUGGGCCGUGCAGAUUGCCAGGGGGAUGAACUACCUGCACGAUGAGGCCAUCGUUCCCAUCAUCCACCGCGACCUGAAGUCCAGCAACAUAUUGAUCCUGCAGAAGGUGGAGAAUGGAGACCUGAGCAACAAGAUUCUGAAGAUCACUGAUUUUGGCCUGGCUCGGGAAUGGCACCGAACCACCAAGAUGAGCGCUGCAGGGACCUAUGCUUGGAUGGCCCCUGAAGUCAUCCGUGCCUCCAUGUUUUCCAAAGGCAGUGAUGUGUGGAGCUAUGGGGUGCUGCUUUGGGAGCUGCUGACUGGGGAGGUGCCCUUCCGAGGCAUUGAUGGCUUAGCGGUGGCUUAUGGAGUGGCCAUGAACAAACUUGCCCUUCCUAUUCCUUCUACAUGCCCAGAACCUUUUGCCAAGCUUAUGGAAGACUGCUGGAAUCCCGACCCCCACUUACGGCCAUCUUUCACGAGUAUCCUGGACCAGCUAACUACCAUAGAGGAGUCUGGUUUCUUUGAAAUGCCCAAGGACUCCUUCCACUGCCUACAGGAUGACUGGAAGCAUGAGAUUCAAGAGAUGUUUGACCAACUCAGGGCCAAAGAAAAGGAGCUCCGCACCUGGGAGGAGGAGCUGACCCGGGCUGCACUCCAGCAGAAGAACCAGGAGGAGCUGCUGCGGCGCCGGGAGCAGGAGCUGGCCGAGCGCGAGAUUGAUAUCCUGGAGCGGGAGCUCAACGUCAUCAUCCACCAGCUGUGCCAGGAGAAGCCCAGGGUGAAGAAACGCAAGGGCAAGUUCCGGAAGGGCCGGCUGAAGCUCAGAGAUGGCAACCGCAUCAGCCUCCCCUCUGAUUUCCAGCACAAGUUCACGGUGCAGGCCUCCCCCACCGUGGAUAAAAGGAAGAGUCUUAGCAGCAGCCACUCCAGCCCCCCUGCAAGUCCCACCAUCAUUCCUCGUCUUCGAGCCAUCCAGUUGACACCAGGUGAAAGCAGCAAAACCUGGGGCCGGAGCUCAGUGGUCCCGAAAGAGGAAGGAGAGGAGGAGGAGGAGGAGAAGAGGGUCCCAAAGAAGAAGGGCCGGACCUGGGGGCCUGGGACUCUUGGGCAGAAGGAGCUCCCCUCAGGAGAUGAAGGCCUCAAGUCUCUGGUCGAUGGCUACAGACAGUGGUCAUCCAGCGCCCCCAACCUGGGGAAGGGCCCGAGGGGCAGCCCAGCCCUGCCAGGGUUCACCAGCCUUACAGAGAUGGAGGAUGAGGACAGCGAAGGCCCAAAGAGUGGAGAGAAUCGUCUACAGCACUCACCCAACCAGUCCUACCUCUGCAUCCCGUUUCCUCGCGGGGAGGAUGGGGACGGCCCCCCAGGUGAUGGGGUCCAGGAGGAUCCCACCCCAGUCAACUCAGCCACCAGUACCCCUCAGCUGACACCUACCAACAGCCUCAAGCGCAGCGGUACCCAUCACCGCCGCUGUGAGGUGGCUCUGCUCGGCUGCGGGGCUGUCCUGGCAGCCACAGGCCUUGGCUUUGACUUGCUGGAAGCUGGCAGGUGCCCUGUGGUUCCCCCAGAGGAGCCUGAGCCAGCAGUCCGGGAGGAGAAGAAGAGGCGCGAGGGUCUCUUUCAGAGGGCCAGCCGUCCUCGCCGGAGCACCAGCCCGCCCUCCCGCAAGCUCUUCAAGAAGGAAGAGCCUGUACUCUUGCUGGGAGACCCCCCUGCCUCCCUGACACUGCUCUCUCUCUCCUCCAUCUCUGAGUGCAACUCCACACGCUCGCUGCUGCGCUCAGACAGUGAUGAGAUUGUGGUAUAUGAGAUGCCAGUCAGCCCCGCGGAGGCCCCGCUGCGGACUCCUUGCACCCAUAACCCCCUGGUCAAUGUCCGGGUGGAGCGCUUCAAGCGAGACCCCAACCAGUCCCUGACUCCCACCCACGUCACCCUCACUGCCCCCACACAACCAAGUGGCCAUCGUCGGACUCCUUCUGAUGGGGCCCUGAAGCCAGCAGCUCUGCUGGCCAGCAGGAGCCCCUCCAGCAACGGGGUGAGCCCCGGCCAUGGAGCAGGAAUGUUGAAAACCCCCAGUCCCAGCCGAGACCCAGGUGAAUUUCCCCGUCUCCCUGACCCCAACGUGGUCUUUCCCCCAACACCCAGGCGCUGGAGCGCCCAGCAGGACUCUGCCUUGGAGAGGCCCAAGACUCUGGAGUUUCUGCCUCGGCCGCGUCCUUCUGCCAACCGGCAGCGGCUCGACCCCUGGUGGUUUGUGUCCCCCAGCCAUGCCCGCAGCGCCUCCCCAGCCAACAGCUCCAGCACGGAGACACCCAGCAACCUGGACUCCUGCUUCGCCAGCAGCAGCAGCACUGUGGAGGAGCGGCCUGGACUCCCAGCCCUGCUCCCCUUGCAGGCGGGGCCGCCGCCCCCUGCUGAGCGGACGCUGCUGGACCUGGAUGCCGAGGGGCAGAGUCAGGACAGCACUGUGCCGCUGUGCAGAGCUGAGCUGCAUGCACACAGGCCUACCCCAUAUGAGAUCCAGCAGGAGUUCUGACCUUAGUGUGAAAAGGGUUGGGGGCAAGGGGCAGGAGGCGGAGGGAGCUGGCUGGCACAGCCCUUCCCAGGUCGGGCCCUGGGAUCCAGCCCUACUUCUUGCACUGAUAAUGCACUUUGAAGACAGAAGGGGUGGAAGCAGGGCCACGUCAGAGGUUUCUGCCCAUGGAGCCUUUUUCCCUGUGCCCACUGGAGGAGCUGUGGCUGUCAGCUCUGGCUGUGUAGGGGAGGCGGGUGUGUGCAUGUCCCCACCCUCCAGAGUCUUCCUCGCCUUUAGGGUGACACCACAGGGUCACUUGGCCAAAUCUAUCUGCUGCUCCUUCUCAGCCAGCGGGCUGUGCCCGGAGCUGUCCCUGGGACCAAGCUGCCCACAUGCCAGUGUUGGGAGUUCUAGGGCUGAUUCUACUGCUCCUACCCCCAACACUCGUGAGUCCAAAUCUUGUUUGCUGUAGGACAAGUCUGGAGUCCCUUUGUGUCAGCUGGAAGAUUGAAGGCAAGGUGGCUACUUUGGGGCCUCUUGUGGAUGGGCUUGUUACUGGUGACGUAUAGUCCAGAUGCCCUGCCUAUGUAUUUGCACCCACAGGUGAUAAGGGGAACUGGUAUGGUGAGAACUGAGGAGAGGGGCAAAGUUAGGAAAAAUAGGUUGUGAGGAAGGGCGUGCUGGAGUCUCUGCAUCCCUCCAUCCCAUUUGAAAAGCUCCAUGAAGGGUAGAAACCAGCACUUAUCAAAGGCCCCCAUUCCCCCUGGGGUUGGACCGCUGUCUUGCUAGGCUCUCACACAAAUGUAUUCCUCCAGGAACGGCUCCGUGGGAAGACACACUCACUGCUGCCGGUUUGGUGUUUGUCUGUCUUGCUGUUGGGUCUUUGUGUGUUUUCCUCUCCCUCUGGAGUCAGUUGGCAGAUGUCUCCGCAUAGCACAGGGGAGGGGUGUCUGGGCCGUGGGUGUUGGAGUUGUGGGGAUUCCUUCUCAGCCGGGUUCCACCCAGCCUGCACCGUGACACCUUAAGUAUCAUGGUGCCGUUGGUUCUCCUUCUGCAAGUGGGCAGCAGGAUAGUGACACUGUUUCUGAGGUGCUUGGUGAGCCACAGACACGCAGCAGCUGCUGAGUUCUGAGCCUGGAGCUGCAUGUGCACCGCAGCCCGGCACCAGGCUGUACACCACGUGCUGGGUUGGAGUGACAUCAAGGCCAUCCCUGAAUGGCCUGCUGUUUCUUUCUUGAAUUUGAAUGUUGAGCCUUGUCUAAAGCUUUCUCAUGUUUUUCUUCGCUUUCCACUAGUCUGAGGCCUCACCUGUUGUGUGUGAGCUGUGGUGUGUGUGUGGCAGUAAUCAUCCACUGGGGUACAGCUCCCAGCCGUGCCUGUCUUCCCCUGAGACUGUGAAUGCUUUGUGCUGCCUUCAGUCAUGGAGCAUUCUCUGGUGUCCUUGGAGGGCAGUGUGCAGGUUCCCUGCCCUGGCUACUGGGAUGCCAGGGUAGGGGCAGUGGUGCCACUGCAGAAGUGACAGCUUUGGUCACUGCUUGUGCUCAGUUACUAUGAGAUACCCUUCUCUGGGAGGAUGCAGAGGUCACCUUGGUCUUGACAUCAUUCUUGUUGAAUGACUCCGUGUGCUUCCUCCCCUACCAGUAUUGGCCA